This is a messenger RNA of Notothenia coriiceps (black rockcod), 638 nucleotides long. RefSeq lists its product as uncharacterized. The annotation marks the transcript as partial. The record is from RefSeq and is a predicted model, not a curated record. NCBI's taxonomy places the organism in Eukaryota, Metazoa, Chordata, Actinopteri, Perciformes, Nototheniidae. The transcript is spliced from 4 exons.
GUCUCUGCUGUGUUUUCAUGUCUUCCAGGUUGGAUUUAUUGGAGGAAAAAGCCAGUAAGAAAAUGUCCAAUCACGUCUUCUCCAGCCACAGCUCUGCACAGAUGAAAGCCCGCUGUAAGCACCGAGGUCGGCCCGGCGCCCUGAGCUCCAGGCUCGCCCGGCGGGUGACCCAGCUGAAGCAGAAGGCCCAGCGUGGUGCAUCGUCUUCAGGCAUGCUGCACUGCAGAGGGCCCCCCGGGGAGGAGGACGCCUCCAUGAGUCACUGCAGACAAGGAAUCAAGGACCUGCAGCACGACUGGGCAGCUGGUCAGACUUCGAAGAGGAAGAGGGGUCGAAAGCCCAAAGUGAUGAUGGCCGUCAACACCAACAGAGCUCACCACAAGGACGACCGGACCUCCGACAAAAAACAGGAAGUCAGGGAAGAGAAGAGUGACAGCGAGAGCUCAGAGCACGAGGAGGACGAGGAGGACGGCAGCUACGACAGCGAAGACGGAGCCGGUGACAUCCAGAUUAGUUCAUCCUCUAAAGAAGCUCCUGCAAACCCUGCCGGGAUUCUGCCUUUUUUAUCGCAGUCCUCCAAGCUCCAAGCAAACCAGAGAGCCGGGAGUAAGAGACCAGGGCCCCCCGGUGAGACCUUU